Messenger RNA from Linum trigynum, 912 nucleotides. NCBI's taxonomy places the organism in Eukaryota, Viridiplantae, Streptophyta, Magnoliopsida, Malpighiales, Linaceae. The record is from the annotation of a GenBank genome assembly.
AUGACCUCAAACAAUGCUCAGCUUCGAUCUGCUGUUGUGUUCAAAAACCAAGGGUUCCAAAGUGCUAUUGUGUACUCCAGGUACCUUCGGUGCUUCCGAAAUCGCCCCAUUUAUCCAUCCUUCACUAUCCGUCCCUCAGCCUUUUCAAAAUACGAUAUGGAUGUUCCAUCCCUUCUGAGUGGUCUCGAUCUUGGGUUCGAUUUUGGGGCUACCCUGAAUGAACUCACGCGUGAUAUUGGCCGUGUUUUCCCCACCAUGCUCGUUGCUGGUCGCUUGCCUGACGAUCUGAAAGUCUUCCAUUUCUUCCUUACCCGCUGUCUUCUUCCCAGAGACAUCUCCAGCACUGAUAUUCUCCACACUUCUGAUCUCUGGAUUAUGUCUAAUGCUCGUUCUCGCUCGCCAAUCAGCUAUGCUUCUCUUGUUUUUACCCAUAUGAUUCGGUUCGGUAAUGGUGGUUAUAGCGGUCCGCUUCUCUUUGGUCCACUUAUCACCCGCUACCUUUAUCGUCUAGGCAUUGAUCUUCGCGAUAAGGUUGUUGUUUGCAACAUUCAUGAUGAUCUGCGUCCCAAUCAUGUUCUUAAUCGUCUUAAUGCUGAUGUUGGGCGCCGUCAGCUUCUCUCUGGCUCAGGGGGAGAUGCCAGUUACCUUGUCUUCUCUGCACAAAGAACUACUGAUGGCUUAAUGUCAGGACUGACACAAGCUGCAGUAUCUGCACUAGAUCUUGAAAUCAAACGAGGAAAGGACGCUGGAAGUGAGACAACAACUAGACUUCAAGUGUGCAAGAAGCGUCUGGAGCUUCUGGAGGACGAUGAAGCCAUGCUUGCCCCAGUCAACUUCGAUCCAAUAUCUCCUGACAAUAGUUCAGAAGAUGAUAUCUCUGACUAUGAAACUCCACCCGAUUAUCCCUUCUAA